Galeopterus variegatus (Sunda flying lemur) is the source of this 808-nucleotide messenger RNA. Its product is annotated as leucine-rich repeat-containing G-protein coupled receptor 6-like. NCBI's taxonomy places the organism in Eukaryota, Metazoa, Chordata, Mammalia, Dermoptera, Cynocephalidae. Bases 1 to 693 code for a protein of 230 amino acids. The record is from RefSeq and is a predicted model, not a curated record. The transcript has a single exon.
AUGAUGAACUCCUUCUGCUUCCUGGUCGUGGCUGGUGCCUACAUCAAACUCUACUGUGACCUGCCGCGGGGAGACUUUGAGGCCGUGUGGGACUGCGCCAUGGUGAGGCACGUGGCCUGGCUCAUCUUCGCAGAUGGGCUUCUGUACUGUCCCGUGGCCUUCCUCAGCUUCGCCUCCAUGCUGGGCCUCUUCCCUGUCACUCCCGAGGCUGUCAAGUCUGUCCUGCUUGUGGUGCUGCCCCUGCCGGCCUGCCUCAAUCCACUGCUCUACCUGCUCUUCAACCCCCACUUCCGGGAUGAUCUCCGGCGGCUCUGGCCCCGCACAGGGGCCCCGGGGCCUCUAGCCUACGCUGCUGCCAGUGAGCUGGAGAAGAGCUCCUGUGACUCCACCCAGGCCCUGGUGGCCUUCUCUGAUGUGGAUCUCAUUCUGGAAGCUUCUGAGGCUGGGCAGCCCCCUGGGUUGGAGACCUAUGGCUUUCCCCCAGUGACCCUCAUCUCCUGUCAGCAGCCAGGGGCCACCAGGCUGGAGGGCAGUCGUUUUGUAGAGCCAGAGGGGACCCACUUUGGGAACCCACAACCCUCCAUGGAUGGAGAACUGCUGCUGAGGGCAGAGAGAGCCACGUCAGCCUGCGGGGGCUCGUCGGUGGGCGGGUGCUUCCGGCCCUCUGGCUCAGCCUUUGCCUCACACUUAUAAAUGUCCCUGCCCACUCUUCUCUUCCCAUUUCUUCCCUUCCCUCUCUCUUCACUCCUUGAAUGAUGGCUGCUUACAAAAUAAACAUAACCAAAACCCAGCAGUGUGAUCCAUAGCA